Molecule: messenger RNA, 1467 nt
Organism: Eurytemora carolleeae
Lineage: Eukaryota; Metazoa; Arthropoda; Copepoda; Calanoida; Temoridae
Product: glucan 1,3-beta-glucosidase
Exons: 2
Coding region: 37-1329 (430 amino acids)
Biological process (GO): glucan catabolic process
Cellular component (GO): extracellular region; cell surface
Molecular function (GO): beta-glucosidase activity
Source: RefSeq, a predicted model, not a curated record
UAUAAACAGUUGAAUUUUUCUAUUGGAAGAUUAAGCAUGAGAAAGAUAGUUAUAUCUAUCUAUCUUAUAUUUAUCUUCUGUUUAAGUCUCUCUUCUGGCUUGAAUUGCAAUGAUGGAAAAAUACGUGGAGUGAACCUUGGAGGAUGGCUAGUUCUGGAGGAAUGGAUGACACCAACAUUGUUUAAAGAUUUCCAGAUUAGAUAUGGAGACGAUAUACAUGAUGAAUGGAAUCUAGCGGUCAAGGCAGGGAAGGAUAUCUUUUACAAAGAAAGAUUAAGAAUUCAUUGGGACUCAUUCUACGCCAAGCAGGAGAUUAAACUUCUCUCUGACUCAGGAAUAAGUCAUGUCCGUAUACCUGUUCCGUACUGGUUCUGGCAGGUGGAUUCAGAUGAACCUUAUCCAGAACCAAAUCUGAACGAGAAUGAUGAAAACAGUCCUCUGUUUUAUCUCAAGAGAAUGAUGGAGUGGUUGGAUGAGUUUGAUAUGAGUGCAAAUAUAGAUCUUCAUACAGCUCCAGGAUCUCAGAAUGGGUUUGAUAACAGCGGACGGACUGGAGAUCCGCAUUGGGUGGAGUGGGGUCAGGUUGGGAGAAGUAAGCUGCAUAUUAGAAUGAUAGCAGAGACUAUGAAGGAUUGGUUGAAUAAGAAUUAUUUUAAGCGAAGAACAGUUUACUCAUUCUGUGUUUUAAAUGAGCCUGGGGGAUGGCUGGAAGACAUUUGGAAUACUUGUCGGUAUGAUUACUACCCUGAUGCUUACAGGAAUAUCAGGGAGGUAUUCCCAGACUGGGAUAUUGGGGUUAACAUUCAGCAGGCCUUCAGGCAAGGUUGGGAAUUUGAUAGUUUAAUGGUGGCUCCAGAAUUUCAGAGUGUUUCUGUUGAUAUGCAUGUUUAUCAGUGCUUUGGAGAUUGGUGGAAUAGUAUACACAACGAUGAUGCUGGAAAAGGAAUUCAUUUUGAUGAAUCCUGCAAAUAUGCUUUAGAUGUAAAGGAUAGGUAUCACUGGACAUUUACCGGGGAAUGGUCUCUUGGGAACGCUGGUCCGUGGGACUUUAAUGACCCCAGCUAUGUUGAGUUUCUUCGGCUUUGGUUUAUCGCUCAAAUAGAUGCUUUCGAAUAUGGAGAAAAGGGGUUUGGCUGGUUCUUCUGGGCUGGUAAGAUUGAAGGAACUGGAUACCCAGAGUGGAACUACCUAGGACUACUGGAAAAGGGGAUUGCACCUGAGAAUCUUUGCAACCGACAAACAUUCUGUAUCUUCAAGGAGGAUAAGAUGGGGAAGUUAAUUUCAACUUCUUUCAAUCAAACUUUGGCGCAAACAUCAUUCAAAAAUUGAUCUAAACUACAAUGAAGAUUUAUGUCCGGUUUUAAAAUAAAAAUUGUGAUUUAAGUAUUGAAAAAUGGCAAUAUUCAAUGUUAAGAUUAGGCCUAAAACAUUCAUGUCCUUCAAAUAAAAAACUCUUGUAUGCAACAA